Molecule: messenger RNA, 3980 nt
Organism: Trichomycterus rosablanca
Lineage: Eukaryota; Metazoa; Chordata; Actinopteri; Siluriformes; Trichomycteridae
Gene: sgip1a
Product: SH3GL interacting endocytic adaptor 1a
Exons: 24
Coding region: 260-3127 (955 amino acids)
Biological process (GO): actin filament polymerization
Cellular component (GO): plasma membrane; cytoplasm; actin filament
Molecular function (GO): actin filament binding
Source: RefSeq, a predicted model, not a curated record
GGUUCUUUCUCCCUCCUCCUCCUCCUCCUCCUCCUCCUCCCUUUGAGCAUCCUUCGCAAGCCGCAGUGGCUAGCGGCAGCAUCCAUGGCCUAACCGCGCACGGCCCAGCGUCAGACGGGCGAGGGCCGCCGGGAAUCUAAACACAGCCUCGGGAACGCCGCCUCUUCCUUUCGGGUGUUUCGGUGUGCCUGCCGGGGGGCCGCGACCUUGUCCUGUCGUCGCAGGCUUUUAGGAGAGAGAGGAAUGCGAAUCUGCAAACAUGAUGGAAGGACUGAAAAAGCGAACCAGGAAGGCUUUCGGGAUGCGAAAGAAAGAGAAGGACACCGACUCCACGGGUUCACCAGACAGAGAAUCGGGGUCACAGACGCAGAAGAAGAGUAACGGAGCUCCCAAUGGCUUCUACGGCGAGAUCGACUGGGACCGAUAUAACUCGCCCAUGGUGGAUGAUGAAGGAUACAGCAUCAGGCCAGAUGAAGACGGAGCGACCCCUAAUGAAAAGUCACACUUCUUCUCCUCGAGCGAGUCGGAGGAAGAGGAGGACCACCGCAAGAAGUUCAAGAUCAAGAUCAAACCUCUGCUUGCAGACAGCAGCGACUUCGUGUCUCCAUCUGUGGAUGAGCUGAAAGCCUCUAUAGGAAACAUAACUCUGUCCCCAACGCCCAUGAGACGUAGUCCGGGUCUGGCAAACAAAGACAGACAGAAUGAAGAAAUAGCUCGACCCAGACGUUCUGUUCCUACUGUAACUCCGGCCUCCGUCCCCUCACCUGUACCUGCACCCCAACCUCCCAGCAGUAAGAAAUCUCCAGUGCCGGAGGAUGCGACAGCUUUGUUUGGUCCUCCACUCGAGACAGCAUUUGAUGAGCAGAAGUCUGAAGUGAUGAUAGAAGAACCUGAGGUUUGGGGCGCUGCUUUACACGAACCAAACCCAGACUUGUCUGUAGGAAGAUCUUUUCCUUCAGAACCUCUCCCUCCGCUUCCGACCAAGAAUGUGCCAACUGCUCCUCCUCAAAUCAACUCUCCAAGUUCAGACACUACCGAAGAAAUAGAAGAGAAUGAUUCGGGGAAGCCCAGCAGGCCCUCGAUAGCAGAUCUGGACAACAUUUUCGGCCCUGAAGACUCCACCGUACCGGGAGACCCCGCCUCAGACAAGUGGGUUUGCUUCGGUGACGUGUCACCUGAAAGACUUCCUCCACCGGAAGAGCCUGCGCCUCCUCUACCGAAAAACGAGCCUGGACCUCUUUUACCAAACUCCUUUCCUCCACCGGAAGAGCCUGCACCUCCCUCAAACAAAUCCUCACCUCCAUCAGAAGAGCCGGCACCUCCUUUACGAAAAUCUCCACCCCUACCAGAAGAACCAACACCACCUUUACCAAAAUGUUCUCCUCCACCAGAGGAGCCUGCACCCGCUUCACCUGAAGAACCCGCCCCUCCUUUCCAUCCAGUCCAACCACCAAAAACAUCACCAUCUCCUCCCACUAUAUCACCCAAAGAUACCAAUCCGUUACCCACCACAGUCCCACUUUCCCCAGAUGAAAAAGUCCUACCUUCACCAGAUCCACCACCCCCACCCAGUGCUGAAUCCCAGCAGCCUGUUCCUGAUACAGACCCAGUGUGUGGUUUCAUUAAAACCCCACCCAGUGCUCCAGAGACGAACGUGUGUACGAUCACGUCGCCACUCGACCUCAACCGGGACGCUACCGAAAACCCCGAGGACGCCCAUCCCAAAGACGACCCGAAUGAGAGCGCCACUUCGCCCAAAGAGAUCGGUCAGGAUAACAGAUCUACACCUCCACCUCCGCCACCUCCUACGUACAGAGCGCUGGUGUCGUCACCUGGACCCACACCCACAGCCACGAGUGGAGGCGACGACAGUGGCUCCUCCUCCCCAGUCAGACCUGCAACACCAUUAUCUGCCAGCAGUCCUCCACCCCCACCUCCACCACGGCCACCGUCACGUCCCAAACUGGCCUCUGGGAAGGCAGGAGUAGGGGAUGUGAACCGGCCCUUCAGCCCGCCGACUCACUCCUCCAGCCCUCCGCCGCUGGCACCCCUGGCCCGAGCCGAGAGCACCUCCUCCAUCUCCUCCACCAACUCCCUGAGCGCCGCCUCCACGCCCACUGUCGGUAAAGAGCUCUCCGUGUCUGUGUCAGAGGACGAUGCUUUUGUAGACAAACUGCCCAGCUUUGAGAGGCGAGCUGAUCUCAUAGCAGAGACCGACCAGCCCUCGCUCGUAUGGUUUGACAGAGGCAAGUUUUAUUUAACCUUCGAAGGCUGUUCUCGCGGACCCAGUCCCCUCACCAUGGGCGCUCAGGACACGCUACCAGUGGCCUCAGCGUUCACCGAGACCGUCAAUGCUUACUUCAAAGGAACCGAUUCCAGCAAGUGCGUGGUGAAGAUCACUGGCGAGAUGGUUCUGUCCUUCCCGGCUGGCAUAACCAGACAUUUUGCCAAUAACCCCACGCCUGCGGUGCUACGUUUCAGCAUAACCAACUACAGUCAUCUGGAGCACGUCCUCCCCAACCCACAGUUACUGUGCUGUGACACCACCCAGUCCAAACCCAACUCCAAGGAAUUCUGGGUAAACAUGCCCAACCUCAUGACCCACUUGAAGAAGGUGGCUGAACAGAAGCCACAGGCCACGUACUACAACGUGGACAUGCUGAAAUAUCAGGUAUCAGCACAGGGUCUUCAGUCCACUCCUUUAAACCUGGCCAUGAGCUGGAGGUGCGAACCCACCAGCACGGAUCUGAGAAUAGACUACAGAUACAACGGCAGUGCCAUGACCACGCCCAUGGCUCUUAAUAACGUCCAGUUCCUCGUCCCCGUGGAUGGAGGAGUCGGUCAGCUGCAGGCCGUCCUUCCUCCUGCUGUCUGGAACGCAGAGCAUCAGAGGAUCCUGUGGAAGAUUCCGGAUAUCUCUCAAAAAUCAGAGAACGGAGGUGUCGGUUCACUGCUGGCACGGUUUCAGCUCAAUAAUGGUCCCAGUAAGCCGGCUCCUCUGGCCGUACAGUUCACCAGUGAGGGCAGCACGCUGUCGGGCUGCGACAUCGAGCUGCUGGGCUCCGGGUACAGGUUCUCCCUCAUCAAAAAGAGAUUUGCUGCAGGAAAAUAUCUAGCGGACGUCUAAUCAGAACCACGACCCUUCUCAGAGGAGCGUGUCUUAACGGACUGAACCAAAACGACUCCGAUCUCUGCCUGACCCCGUGGAGAAUCCCUUUACAGACGUCGACGCCCCGGCAGUAUUGUACAUGUUGCGUAUGAAAGUCGUGGACCGUUUUAGGGUGUACUCCUCGUAUUUGUAAAGUGUAAACAUGUCAGAACUGUUAUCGCCGCUGUUAGACAGCGCAGGUUUUCCCUCGUGAUUGGCCACUCGUCCGUCCUAACUGUGGCUGCCUGAAUUCUGGGCGUUUCCUGCGGGUUCCCUGUGAGUACAGAACGGUGGUAAUAUGGGAUUACUCCUGAUUCCAAACUUUAAAACCUUUAUAACCCUUUCCUAGCCCACGGACAGCCCCGGCGGCCUGGACUGCAUCGCAGUCGCGAUCUUUCGGCCAACACGGCUGGACCGUAGGUGGAACUCCCUACAUAUUAAUCCACAGGUCAUUGCUGCUGACCCCUACUGAUCAAUAUUUAGGAAGUGUGUCCUACCUGUAUGGUAGUUAUAGAUUAAUUUUCGGUCAUUUCUGUGGGUGGGCAUACAUUUUUAUUGGAUAGAUAAACCACACAGAAACUGCAUCAUCAGUCGCUGUGUCCUGGUCAGGGUUGCGGCAUGCCCGGUUCCCUGGAUAGGGUGCCAAUCCAUUGUUCAGACAUAGCCAGUCGUGUCUGUAUGAUGCCCGUCUGCCACAUCAACAGCAGCUCCAAGCAAUUAUUAGAUGUUUAAUUAGAUAAAAUAACAAAGGGACAAAAAUAAUAAAGACAUAAUAAUAAUAUAUAUGAUAAACUCAAUGGUACUAUAGUAAAAUACAGUAUUAAUAUUAAUA